AUGUCCAAGGUCACCUACAGGACACCUGACUCCCUGUGGCCCAGGGCGCACCUGACCACUGACUUCAUGGUCAUGGCCACUCCUGCCAGGGCCAUCCUGCCCCUCAGCUUCUGGCCACUCCUGUCUGGCAGCAAGGAGGAUGUGCUGCACUUGGUUCAGUACAUGAGCACCACCGAGGUGAUCCUGGCCUGCACUCAGCCCUUCUCCGAGCACGAUGGCAUCCACAGAGGCAGGUCCAUCACCGAUUCACCGUCCCACUUCAUCUACUACCCCAAGCAUGUCUUCCCUAGUGGCACCGGGGUCAUUCUGGCCUCCUACACCCUGGAUGACAACACCCGCUUCUUCUCAGCCAGGGACCACAUGUGGGUGGUGGACAUAGUGCUGGACGACCUGGCCAGCAUCCACAACUUCCCCAAGGAGGAGCUCUGGGCCUUGUGCCCCUACUCCUUUGUCAAGAACUGGGGCCAUGAGCCCCACUCCAUGGGUGGCUUCACCUUCUUCACCCCCUACCAAUUAGUGGACUAUGCCAAGGACCUCAGCCAGCCAGAAGGGCAGGUGUACUUCAAAGGGGAGCACAUGGCCCUCCCCAACAGCUGGAUUGACAUGGCCAUCAAGUCUGGACUCAGGGCAGCCAAAAGCAUCCAGGCGGCUGUGGGCUUGGUUGAGGGACAGGAACCCAGGGAUGCGAGAGAGCCCCACUCCAAAAAGGAGCUACGUCACCAGAAGCAACAGUGUUAUAAAGAUAGUGGUUAUGCUGGCCACAAUGACUUCACAAUUCUGGGGCUGUACACCAGAGAGGAAACUUCACAUCUCCUGUUUGCCACCAUCUCUGCCAUUUUCCUCACCAUACUGCUGGCCAAAUGGAUGAUGAUCUUUCUGAUCUACACUGACUCGCACCUCCACACACCCAUGUACUUCCUGCUCAGCCACCUUUUCUUGAUUGACAUGAUGUACAUCUCAACCAUCGUUCCCAAGAUGCUGGGCCAGAGAACCAUUUCUUCUGUGGGGUGCACAGCUCUGCACUUCCUCUACCUCAUCCUGGUGGGGGCCAAGUUCUUCCUGCUGGGGCUCAUGGUCUAUGACCACUAUGUGGCCAUCUGUCACACCCUGCGGUACCUGGUGCUCCUGAGCUGCUGAGUGUGCUGGAUGAUCAUAGCAGGCUCCUGGUUUGGGGGCUCUCUGGAUGGCUUCCUCCUCACGCCCAUCACCAUGAGCUUCCCCUUCUUUGGCUCCUGGGAGAUUCACCACUUCUUCUGUGAGGUUCCCACAGUGCUGAGCCUGGGAUGUGCAGACACAGUCCUGUAUGAGACAGUGAUGUAUGUGUGCUCUAUGCUGAUGCCACUCUUGUUCUCUGUGGUGAUCACUUCCUAUGCCUGCUUCCUGACCACAGUCUACCACAUGAGCUUAGUGGAGGGCAGAAAGAGGGCCUUUGCCACCUGCUCAUUCCACAUGCUUGUUGUGACCCUGUGCUACCUGGCCACCAUGUACACUUACAUGCUGCCACUCUCUUACCACACACCAGCCCAAGACAAAGUCUUCUCUGUGUUCUACACCAUACUCACACCCAUGCUGAACCCCCUCAUCUACAGUCUGAGAAACAGGGAUGUGGCUGGGGCACUAAGGAGGGUGCUGGGGAAAAAUGGCAGCUUCAAGAAACAAAUUUACCCAGGAUUAACCAUGCCUAUUUUCCCCUCCCAGGAUAUUCACCACUCAAAAAGAAAAAAAUACCCAGGUCUUUAA
This is a messenger RNA of Heterocephalus glaber (naked mole-rat), 1740 nucleotides long. The record is from RefSeq and is a predicted model, not a curated record. Lineage: Eukaryota; Metazoa; Chordata; Mammalia; Rodentia; Bathyergidae.